Bacidia gigantensis is the source of this 2628-nucleotide messenger RNA. RefSeq lists its product as uncharacterized. Gene Ontology annotation, molecular function: 5'-3' exonuclease activity; flap-structured DNA binding; 5'-flap endonuclease activity. Gene Ontology annotation, cellular component: nucleus. The record is from RefSeq and is a predicted model, not a curated record. Lineage: Eukaryota; Fungi; Ascomycota; Lecanoromycetes; Lecanorales; Ramalinaceae. The transcript is spliced from 2 exons. Gene Ontology annotation, biological process: interstrand cross-link repair. The coding region runs from base 1 to 2628 and encodes 875 amino acids.
AUGGCUUUGCGAGAUCAAAAACUAACAUCACACAAUCAGAUGGUUGGACAGCGCAUAAGACAUCCACCUUCAACCAAGUUUGACGAAGAUUUUCCAGCUCCUGCUGCUAAGCGGCUCAAAAGAUUGGACAGCAUUGAUGCCUCUAAUAAUGCAGAGAGCGAAUCUGAGGCGCCUCCAAGCCCGAAUGCCCACCGUAGAGAGAUCGCUGAUUCUGACGCCGAUUCAGAUGAGGAGAGUGAGUUCUCCGAAGCACCUAGAAAGACCGACCUAGAGACCGCUCUUCCUCCGGUCAAGACAGACAAAGAAGCAAUUCAAGAAUAUGAGGCUACCCGGGCUGCUGAGACAGCAGAUCUCGGUCUACAAGGCCGACUAGGCCAGCGGAAAUGGAUACAAGGGAAGAGCUCGAUUUAUGUCGACGCUUUCAAUUUGACGUUGGAGACGGUUCUCGAGGAUGAAAGCCACCUGUUCGAUGAAGCGGAGAUGGCUAUGUUCGAAAAUUGGCGGAACUUGAGCUAUGAAGGGCAGUACCUCUACGUUCGACUUUUUCUUCGCAAGACCGCUGCCUGGCACCGCAUCAAUCGGCUUGGCUAUUACAGUGACAUUGCGGACAUGUCCAAAGCUGUACAAGAGCUGCUCGAAUCUAGGAUGUUGCCUGCCGUCGACGCUCGAGCGCAGACGAAUCCUGCCGAGUCUGAACCUCCAAAGGACACCGUGCUGAAAGAUUGUUUUUCCUUUGCUGAUGCGUCUGAGUCAAAUAUCAACACACUUGAAGAGGCAUCGUCUUUACUCUUGCUUGAUGAGCUUAAAGUCAUCGCAAAGGAAGCGAAAGUCCAAGGUAAGAACAAAGCAGAUCUAUUGAAGGCUUUCCGAAGAAUGAGCGGUCGCCAGAGCGGUCUUGGAUGGAAUAGCCUAAAGAGAUCUGACACUGAGGAAAGCAUCAAAUCAGAGCCGAGUGUUCUGGCGGGUACUAAAGCUGGUGAGACGGAGGACUAUGAGAACGGGAAUAUCAACAUUGCAAAUCGAGAUUCCCACUUUGUCACAAAAAUCUUAGCGAGCACUGGACCAUGCAUUCGCCUUUCCUCUGCGCCUUUCAAGCUUUUCGAACGUGUCCAUCUUGUCUACUAUCGGUCUACGGAAUGGUCGGAAAAGUCGCUUACAACAAUCAUCCUAGCCCGAAUAUCCCGCCGCAACUUCCCAGACUACAUCGUUUCCAGAUCCAUUAACAUCUUUCCCACCCGCUCCGAUCUUCUAGAGUUCGAAGCCUCAAUUCGUACGCAAUUUCGGAUUGACUUCAUCCUUGAAUUCAAUGGAACCGUUCGGAAGGAAGGCCUCCAAUCAGUCAAGGACGUCUUCGAAGAAGUCUAUCCCCGCUGGAAGAUCAUCCUCGCGGAGGAACAGCGUAAAGAGGACCGCGUGUAUGAAAGCGGAGAAGGGGCCUACCUACGCCGCUUUUCCCCAGCCUGGGUGUACACUCGUAUCGUCCACAAAGGCGCUUACGUUCUCGGCCGCUUCAAGGAACACGAGCGCGAACACCGUCUGCUCACAGAGCUUCUCGAUCAGCGUCUUUUCCAUGCGGCGAGAAGGGGAGCGUGGUACCAGCGAAAAGCGUUACUGGAGGAGCAUUACAUGCAUGCCCUACAGCCGCUCCCAGGUCUCACAGACGAAGGACAGAAGAAGCACUGGAAAAACAUUGCACUGCAGACGUGUGAUGAUGGACUGCAGGAUUCUGACUGCCAUCUCAUCUACCACCAUGACCUGCAAAAGCGUAUCACGAAGCUAGAGAAAGCUCUCAAGAUUCCGAAACGUGAGCAUCAUGAUUUCGGCCACGUGAGACUGGCGAAACCGUUUGAGCGAAUGGUUCAUGGUAUUCGUAUUGAGAGGGAGCAGACGCUGUUAAGGGGUACCAAUGGCGCUAGACGGGCGAGCACGGACGGCAAUGGAGCUAGCAACAGGGGUGCCAAAACAAUAUGGCUUGAUGAACGCGAAGGUGGAGGCGAGUGCUCGGUAGAGGCUAUGUGUCUCUCAUGGUACCGCGAUCAGGGCUGGAAGGGCUACCAUUGCGAAGGUGGGAUCGUGCGCACAUUAUUCGGAUAUCUAUUUUGUGAUGUGCUGUUCACUUACAUCCCAAAUGUCUUCCAGACGCCAUAUCAAACGUGCCCGCUAGAUCUUCAUACGGAUGCAUUCUACCCCUCUCGAAUAUCGGAGAUCAACCAUCGGCUUGUGGAAAUUGCAAAUGGUGAUGCAGAGAGAAUCUUGAGAGAGGUAUACAAUGCUCAUUCUGAAAAGCAGACGUGUGUCGUGGGUUUACGGUGGGACUAUGAAUUUGAGGAUUUGUUAGAGAUUGUAAGAUGUUUCAGGGGAGAAGCGUUGGCGACGCUAUGUAAAAUCAUGGCGCAAGAAUAUCAGCAACGCGGGGGUGGAAUUCCGGAUUUGUUUCUCUGGAGAAAGCUUGACGCGGCGGAGAAGGGGGUGAUUGAGGAGCAAGGGGAGGUCAUGUUUGCGGAAGUGAAGAGCGAGAACGAUCGCUUAAGUGAUACGCAAAGGCUUUGGAUACACGUUUUGACUGGUGCUGGAAUACGAGUCGAGUUGUGUGCUGCUGUUGCGGUGGAGGUGAGGGCUGUCCGAUGA